Rosa chinensis is the source of this 1307-nucleotide messenger RNA. RefSeq names its product thaumatin-like protein 1. The record is from RefSeq and is a predicted model, not a curated record. Gene Ontology annotation, biological process: defense response. Lineage: Eukaryota; Viridiplantae; Streptophyta; Magnoliopsida; Rosales; Rosaceae. Gene Ontology annotation, cellular component: extracellular region. The transcript has 3 exons. Bases 103 to 1026 code for a protein of 307 amino acids.
CCCAGCUGAUGAUUAAGAUUCUCCCACUACUUCCUUAGGCCUCAGCCUCCUCCUCCUUUUCUCCCACUCCUUUUUUUUUUGUGCCAGAAAAACCCAGACACAAUGCUCAUGCGAACUCCAUUUUCCUAUUACCUCAGUCUCAUUUUUCUCAUCAUCACCAAAGGGGUAUCAGGAGCUACAUUCACCUUCGUAAACAAAUGUGACUUCACGGUAUGGCCAGGAAUUCUAGCCAGCGCCGGUAGUCCUAAGCUGGACAGCACCGGCUUUGAGCUCACCAAAGGCGGCUCCCGCACCUUCCAAGCUCCAACUGGCUGGUCGGGCCGCUUCUGGGCCCGAACCCGCUGCAACUUCGACGCAUCCGGCCUUGGCUCGUGUGCCACGGCCGAUUGCGGUUCGGGACUGGAGUGCAACGGAGCGGGAGCCGCUCCACCUGCCACCCUAGCCGAGUUCACGCUCGGCUCCGGCGGCACGCUGGAUUUUUAUGACGUCAGCCUGGUUGAUGGUUAUAACUUGCCUAUGAUCGUGGAGGGGAGUGGGGGAUCAGGUACGUGUGCCACCACCGGGUGUGCGUCGGACCUCAACCGGAGUUGUCCGAAUGAGCUCAAGGUCGUCGACGGCGACGCCUGUAAGAGCGCGUGCGACGCGUUUGGGACGCCGGAGUAUUGUUGUAACGGCGCGUAUGCUUCACCUGACACAUGCAAGCCGUCCAUGUACUCGCAGGUGUUUAAGUCGGCUUGUCCCAAGUCGUAUAGCUACGCGUAUGAUGAUGCCUCGAGUACGUUUACAUGUACCGGGGCGGAUUAUACAAUCACAUUUUGUGCUUCACUUCUUCCUAGUGUAAAGUCCGCAACAAAUUCUUCUCCACAAAUAUCAGGUACUGGGUCAGGGUCGGAAUCGGAAGGCGGCACGUCAUUGCUAGCAAGUUUGGCAACCGGAGACUCAACUAAAACCCAUUCUUCAAUUGCUUUCCACAGUGUGUUGAUUUUGGUUGUCUCCUUGGCUCUCUCAUUUUUACGAUUGCAGUAGGCUAGUAGCCACUCAUGUACCAACUGAUCCACUAAGUGGCAUAGUUGAGAGACCAGAGAAAGCGAUGCACCAACACCAACAAUUCAACUUCAUGAUGGUGAUCUGGGUAUUGCCUAGUGGCCCUAUUAUUACUCAUUGAGGAAAAUACACAGAAUCUAGGAUUGUGAUUUUGUACACCACCCACUUCUACAUUCCACAUACUUAAUUGAUUGUCAAGUACAUACGUCUAUAAUUAAUGUAUAAGAGCAUUUGUUUAGAAAUAAAAUUUGCUUUUCUUCCCA